AUGGGCGGCAAGUUUUCCCAGGUGCACUACCGCGAGCGCGACACGACCGUGCUCCAAGACUUUGAGAUUCUCACCAAAGCCUGGGGCAAGGCCGAGAUCGAGGUGCUCUCGCUGCAGCUGCGGCGCAUUUCGUUCAACUUUUGCCUCACGCCGGCGCACUUUCGGGAGAUGCUGCAGCUGCACCACAACGACCUCUUUGCGCCGCUCGUGACGCGCUGGUUUGACGCGCUCAAGAACAAUCCGAGCAGCAGCGUCGUCAACGGCCUCGAGUUCAUCACGGCCCUCGCCAUCACGGGCAGCUUUGGGAAGCUUCUCGAAAAGGUCGCGUUCGUUUUCGAUUUGUUCGACUUCAACAACUCGGGCGCUGUCACGCGCGACGAGCUUCUCAUCUUGCUCAAGUCGUCGGUGCGCGGCCUCACCAAGGUCACGCGGGGCCUCGGCCCGCACCUGCUCCGCCUCUGCCCCAUGUCCCAGAUCGAAGCGCUCGCAACUCUCUGCUUUGAAGACUGCGGCUUGGACCCGACGGACGACCUCCGAAAAGAGGCGUUCGUGCAGUGGGUGCGUCGGACGCCCAAGAUCACUAACCUCCUCCGGUGUUAUGUGCCACGAGACAAGUACAACUCCGAGGACGCCGCCAGUACCAUCCAGCGCGUCGUUCGAGGCAUGCUUGCACGGUCCGCCGUUCUUGACCGCAAGCUCCAGCGGCGCCUCCAGCUUGACGCCCAGCUCGACACGGCGGCGCAGAAGAUCCAAGACGCUAUUUUGCACCGCAAGAAGCGCCAAGAAGGACUGCGCCGGUCAAAAGUCGAGCGCAACGCAUCGAGCGGCGCCAUCUACAGCUUUGGCGCCAACAACCACGGGCUUCUCGGACACCAGCACCUCGAGCUGGCUUCGCAACUCAAGCAGCCACGUCUCGUACUCUACUUCAAGCACAAUGACCAGCGGGUCGUGAGCGUCGCAACCAGCCGCGUGCACGCGAGCGCUGUGACCUCCUCGGGCGCUGCGUACACGUGGGGGGCGUGCCCCCCGGGGGCGUUUGGCUCGUUGGAAAAACCGGCGGCCGCAGUGCGCGCCUGUCCCCGGCGCGUUGAUGAUCUCACCGAUGUCGCUAUCGUCCAUAUGGCGCUCGGCGCCCGACACUCGAUGGCUCUCUCCGACGACGGCGUCGUGUACACAUGGGGCGCUGGCGAAUUCGGGCAGCUCGGCCACGGCGAUCCGCACAACGCCGAGAACGAACUCUACCAGCGCGAGUUUGACCCGCACACGAGCCGACUCUACCCGGUGAUCGACCUUCCGCUCAAGCUCGACAAGAGCCUCUUUGACGACGUGCAGAUUGUCUCGAUAGCGUGCGGCUACUACUUUAGCGUGGCGCUGGCUGCCGACGGCUGCGUGUACACCUGGGGCGAGGGCUCGGACGGGCAGCUCGGCCUCGGCUACGCCGACGAGUUCCGUGUCGGGUUUUUAGACGAACACAUCGUCCACAGCAACUACACGUACAUGCACUCGCCGACGUACAUCAACUUGACCGAGCCCAUCGGUGCGAUCGGCGUCGGCGGCAACCGCGUCUACGCCGUCGGCCGCAGCCACCGCAACGUGUACGAGUGGGGUGCCGGGUUUCGUAGGGCGACCGAGAGCGUCUUCUCCCCGCGCCUUUCACCCGUGCUGAGCACGCUGUACGUCGAGAGCAUCCGCGUCGGGAGCGAGUACGCCAUGGCGAUCACGGGCUGCGUCUACCUCAAGCUGCCCGAGACCGACGCCAUGUACGCGGUCGCCGCUGCCUUUGGUGCGCCGCCCGUCGAGAUUUGCACCGGACUCAGCGCGCCGCUCAUCGCACCCGGCGUCGUCAAGACAUCGGCCUCGUACAUCCACAAGGAAGAGUACGCGAAAAAGAUGGUGUACGUGGACCGCGGUAAGGCCUCGGGCGUGUGGCUCACGAUCGACGGCAACGACGCGUUCUCACUGCCCGUCGUGCCGUCGAUGUUUGGCCCCAGCGUCGACAGCAAGGGUGUCCAGUACCCCCUCUUCUUUACCCCCCAAAAGCUCGCAUCGCUCUCGCACUACGUCCGCCCGGACGAAAUUCCAGGAAAGCUCGUUGUGCUGCACUUUGAAGAAAGUGAUUUGCCAAUGGAGUCGGCGGACGAUGACGUCGGCAUGGUCAUCGAGCGCCUUAUGCAAGCGCUGGUGGCCAAAGUCAAGGACGCGCAAGAGGCGGGGGCGGCGGCCGUGGCGAUCGCGUUCACGUUCAUGGCCGAAGCGUUUCCGCUCGCGACGACGGAGCUCGAAAAUUAUGCGUUUGGGAUCCCGAGCGUCAUGCUCAACGCGUCGUCAAGCCAGCGGCUGCUUGGCUUUCUCAACGAGACCAAGCGACCCGUGCUCGCCCACCUCGCGUCGCACGAAGACAAGCUCUCGGAGCAGAUUGUUCAGAUCCAAAGCCUCGGCGCCGUCGCCGUCGUCAUUGGCCAAAACCCUCUGGACGGCACACCGAAAAAACUCACGCACCACAUCUUUGACGCGGGCUACGGCGACCCGCUGUCGCAAGCCAAGAAGAUGACGAUUCCAGUGCUCAUGGUGUCGCACGAGGCCAGUGUACGCAUCAAGGAGACGUACAAGCGUCGCAUCCAAGACACGUUUGCCGAGAUCGGCAUCUCGUCGUUCGGGGACGUGUACGCGUGGGGCGCCGGCGACCACGGCGUGCUCGGCCUCGGCGACACGGACAAUGAUGUCAUCUUUGGCAGCAACUACGACCCCGGCACCGACUCGGCGUUCCCGUACGUCGAGUCGCCCGAGUGGGUCGAAGCGCUCGUCGAUACGCGAAUCGUCGACCUCUCGUGCGGAGCGUCCCACGCCGCCGCCGUCUCGGACACGGGUGACCUCUACACGUGGGGGCACGGUGCCCACGGCAAGCUCGGCCACGGCCAGGACAUUGACGAGGUCACGCCGCGGCUUGUCGACGCGCUGCACUCGGUCAAGGUGGCGUCCGUCGCCUGUGGGCGCGACCACACCCUGGUCGUGACGGCCAUCACCGAGACCAAGCCAAUCGAGCCGACGACCGCCGUCGCGCGCAGCCACCCGCCCGUCCUCGACGUCGACGACGACGACGUCAAUUUGGACUAG
Saprolegnia diclina VS20 is the source of this 3114-nucleotide messenger RNA. RefSeq lists its product as hypothetical. Gene Ontology annotation, molecular function: protein binding; calcium ion binding. The transcript has 12 exons. Bases 1 to 3114 code for a protein of 1037 amino acids. Lineage: Eukaryota; Oomycota; Saprolegniomycetes; Saprolegniales; Saprolegniaceae. The record is from RefSeq and is a predicted model, not a curated record.